CGAUUUGAAGCACCAAACCAAUCAGUACAAACGCGGUCCAGUGGCCAAAUGUGAUUCGCAUAUGCCUUAAUCAUAAUAAACACUACCUACCGGAGUCAUCACAAUGCCAUUAGAUUGUUAAGUAAUCCCAGUCAUGAGUGGACCACAGCAGCCAGGAGACUCGGGAGGAGCACCCCCAAGCGCCGCCGGGGAUUCGGGCAAUCGGCCGUCAGGGAGUGCCACCGGCGGAGGAUCUGGAUCUGGACACUCGGGUUCCCGGUCUCGCGGCCCAAGUCCCAGCAACUGGCGACAGAACAACUCAAUGAAAUAUAAUUCGCGACCCUGGAAUCGAGGCCGUGCGGACAGUGGUCCUUAUAACAAUAGAGUGUGGACCAAUUAUAAUCAAAGGCAUUCGCCAUACCCGCGUUCAAACUACGGAAAUCGAGAGCAUUCGGAUAGUCACAGUUCAAAUCAGCAACGCCAGGAGAGAGAUUAUUCUAAGAGAACUGAUUUUCAUGAGAGGAAACCUAGAUAUUCCGAUGAAGGCUACUCUGGGAGGUACCGAGAUUAUCACUACAGGGACAGGGACAGGGAUAGGGACCAUUACCACAGAUAUCAGUCAAGGAGGUCGCCUUAUCGUAGGGAUGAACGUGAUUCAAGUCUAAGUCGAGAUAGUUUCUCUAAAUCGCCUUAUAAUAAUGACGAAACGGGUUCAAGUCUAAGCAAAAAUCCAAGUGACACUAGACGAAAUAUUGAACAUAACUGUGAACGGGAAAGUGACACUUCUAAAGCUCAAGAACCUCAAGAUCAGGAUCAAACUGAAGACGUAAUAACUGAACACGUGCAAAAUAAAGAUCAAAUAGCAAGCAAAGACCACGCAAGUGAAAUAAGUACAGUUGCGUCAAAACGUGAUCAAAGCACAGAAACCAAUGGGUUGAAAGAAGGCUCCACUGCUACCGAGCCAGUCAAUGAAUCUAAAGCUUCUGAGUUAAUAGAGAGAACUCCCACUCAAGAGCAGAAGGAAUCAGAUCAAAGCGCAGAAGAACUACCAACUAUCAGUCGAUUCCUAAUAGAGAAACUAAAUCUCUCCAAUGAGAAUGCUUCGUGUUCGGAGGCUGCUCAAUCAUAUCCCCGUAUUACUGUGCGUCCCCUCACGGAGCUACUGAAGCAGGAACUCUUUGCAGUAACCCAAGAGAAUCUUCUGGGCAAGAAACCUUCUCUGAGUCCCGCCAGUCCUGGUCGCCUGGCUGUUAAACCCACCCUCCGAAAUCGUCGAAGGACAGUAAGUAACUGUAAUCACAUAGCCGGGAGUACUAGUAAUGCCGAAGACAAUGAAGCAAUCAUCAAUGAUCGGAUUGCUAGCAUGGACAAGGAGAGUCUGAAGUACAUAAUCAACAAUGGCGACACCAUCUACGAACAACACUUACAGCUCCAGGCCAGGCGACGUUUACGCGACGAGAUCCGUCGACAGCUAAAGACCAUCGAAUUGGAUCAGCCCAAGGAUAAUCAGGUGAAGGAACUGGUCGAGGAUGAAAUAGUAGAUGCCAUCAAAUUGCCCGAGCUUCUGCUGCAGGAGAUCGGAAAGUGUUUCGGCAUAGACAUAUCAGAAGGUCAAAAAGUCCAAGAUUCUAAGGAAGAUACAACGUCGAGUAAAAACAGCGAGGAAAAUCCCAGCCCAGUCAAAGAAAGUGAAGGCUCUGAAAAGGAAACUUUCAAGAGUGCAGAAGGUUCAGAAGAAUCUGUAGCGGUCAGUAAAGAAAUAAAAACGGGUGUUAAGAAGACUAAGAAGACUAUCAAAGAUAGCAACCAGUGCAUUAAGGAUAAGAAACUUCAAAAGAAAGGGCAGAUCAAUCAUCAAAACCAAGAAGAUAAUCCAGAAAAUGGUAUAAAAUCCAAAAGGGGCAGAAAAAAGGUCUUACAAGAAAACAAUAAAAAGAAAAGCCCUAAAAAGAAAUUAAAGGAAGCCUUUCAAGGAAAAGGGAAAAAUAAGAAAAAUAUUGGUGCAGAGAUCCCCCAGUCAAAUCCUCAAGAAGAAGCUCUCACAGAACCCACGGAACCCUUUAAUUCUAUGAAGAGGUCCAUGGAUUUGAUGGCAAGGCUGAAGGCAGCCGAUGAGGUCAAAACUUUGGCGGGCUUACGAAAGAAUCGUCCGCCCUUGUUGCCAACCCCAACAUUUGGAAGAAUUACCAAUAUCGCUGAAGAAAUAAAUAUUAAGAGUGAGGACCCCAAACCUAGUGAACCCGUAACAAAAAAAAUAAGGAACACUUCUGAAAAGGAAAUCACUUCUGUAGUUUCUCCUCCAGUGAAUAUUACUCCCAUCAAAAUGGAAAUAAAACGGGAAUCUAGCAGCUCACCAAUCACAGUGCAACCAUUACCUUCUAAAGAUGUUAUUGACCUCCUGAGCUCUUCUGAUGAAGAGGAGGAAGAUCAUGGCGUUGUAGAUAUGGACUUGGAUGAAUCUGAGCAAGAAAUCGUUACCCCAAACAUUGAUCAGAUGUUAGAGGUAGUACUAGAACCUGAACCUCCGACCGUGGAUGAUGCCGCCAGUGAUCAUUCCACAAGCUCCCAGUGCAGCAGUGAAUCCACAAAAAGGCGCCGUAAGCUGAAACUCCAGAACGAUGCAGAAAAUGUGGUCGACAGCUUCGAGAAACUGAUUCUACCCCAUCUGCGAGAGGCUCUCACCGAUCGCUAUCGUCGCAAUUUUUCAACAAAUCUACAGAGCCGCCUGCACUUUAUCUCCUGUGUGGUAACAAGCUCCGAGCACAAUUCUCAGACAUUUAGUAAAAUCGAGAUAGCCAAGAUGCAGAUGAAUCUCAAAGCAGCCGACAAUCGCCAGGCUAUCGAAUUUCUCCUCCGGGAGAUCGUUAACGUGGUAAACUUGCAGAAACAGCGACGUCGAGAGCAGGAGGAUGAGCAAAAGCUUGCGCAGUUGUUAAGCCCCAAAAAACCAGUAUCCCCAGUUGAGGAAACGCCCAAGGCGUCAUCGUCAUCAUCACCGCCUGACCGGCAGAGUACCCCAGUUUCAGUUAGUCGCCAGAGUCCUCCAACUUCAUCCGCUCGCCAGACUUUACCAGUAAUGGACUCCUCCGCCCCAACAACUUUACCCCAGACUGCCCGUGAAAAUCCUUCCGAGCCCUUUCCCGUUGGACUGCCAUUCUUGGCCAUGGAUCCCAGCCUAUCCCAUUUUUCGGCCGGUGGCUAUUCUAGCAUGCUGGCUGGAGGAGGGAAGACAAGCGAACCUUUGGGCCACUUGGGCGAUAUGGUUGCUCAGAAUCUGGUUGAUAUCGAUCGCCGUCUGCUGGAAAACCAAAACCGUCGCAGCAUUCUCGAGGAGAUGAUAAUGAAAUUUCAGAAGGAGAAAUCUGAUCUGGAGAUGCUUAGUCUAGAGCUGCAGAGUCGCAAGUUUCUGCUGAUUAACUCGAUGAUUUCCCGAGGUCAGGCAUCUUCUGUGCCAGUCGUCAAGCCAAGAAAUUCACCGCCUCCAGCUGAAUCAACUCAGGAAUCAACGCAGGAGGAGAGUUCUAACAAGGGAGCGAUUGCCAGGCGAACUAGAAGUAGAACCAGAUUGAGAAGACCUAUGGUAGUGAAACUGUUGCCCAAACGUCAGGCCAGAAUACAGAAAAAAGUGGUCAAAAGGCAGAAGUCGGGCGAACUGAUAGCGCAAUUGCAGCAAGAGAUGGCUGAUCAGGAGGAGUGUAAUAAGACGAAGGAGCAGCAAGCCAAGGAAAAGGAAUCUGAAGAGAGCCUUCAAUCAAAUAUCAAGGAAGAGCCAGUGGAUGAGUCAAUAGCUGAUACCUCGCCCAAACUUUCGCAAUCGCGUCUCAGUAAACCGAAAGCCAGUGUUACAGUUAAUCCGACCCAUCAACCACUGGCUAUAAUACCACCGCUACCACCACCACCACCGCCACCAGAACCCAUCUGUCACAUGUCCUACGAAGCUCCCAGCUCCUUUCUCAAGGAACCACCGUACGAACUUGAACAACACUGGUCAGAACUCGACUCCAAAGAGCAGUGCAGGUUGAGCUUUGUACCGAUGGGGAAAUUGCACUGUGUUCUAAGCCCCAUCACCCAGAUAAAGAUUUACAGAGAGUACGUAAUAGCCGCCGCCGAGGAUGGGGAUAUCUACAUGUUCCACCUGGUCAGUCACAAGCUGGAACGGAAGAUCACCAAGCACAGCGAGGCCAUUACGAAUAUGUGCAUCAGCGAAAAGGAUUCUUUUCUGUACACGACAUCGCUCGAUGGAUUUUUUAAGAAGUCAUCUCUGCAGAAUCUGGAACGCGUUAUAGAAACGGUGUACUUCAAGGAGCCCCUGCAAUCGAUUGACAUCGCCUGGGGAUUGGCUUUUAUUGGCAGCCGAUGGGGAAUUAUAUCUACCUUCAAUGUGCUGACGAACAAGGUAAUGGAUAAGCCUUUGGUUUCAACAGGCCAAUCCAUUAUUGCCAUUAAAGCCACCAAGGAAGGUGUACGAAAGAUCCUUGUUCUCGGAUGCAAGGGAAACUUUGUCCAAAUGCACGAUGCUGGCACCGGCUUGCUGCUGCGUCGCGUUUGCAUUCCAGAAGGUCUGAAUGUCUACAGUAUGCUCCUGAACGAUGGACACAUUUACUGUGGUACACAGAGGAACGAGAUCUAUCAGUUGGAGUUUAACACUGGAAACUUGGUCAAAAAGUUAAGCUGCGGCAAUGGUGCUGUGUCCAUUGUGACCUACAGAGAGCGUUAUUUGCUAGUCGGCUGCUACGAUGGCUUCAUUUAUGUCCUGGACAAGGUAGCUGGAACCAAAUUGGGUCGAUUCGAGGGCGCUGGCCGUUUGGUCUUAGCCCUGGCAGUUGCAGGCGAUAAAAUCGUCACAUCUUCGAAGGAUAACUCGCUGGAGAUUCUAACCGUGCCCGCAGCCUUGCUAAAUGGCCAUUGAAACGAGGCCUGUUAAUAUUUUUAUAAAUCAUUUUUAAUUUAAUAAUUUUUUACACACACACUUGUUUGUAUAAUACAAUUCAAUGAACUUAGUCUUUGAUCGCGGAUUAA
Messenger RNA from Drosophila takahashii, 4998 nucleotides. RefSeq names its product zinc finger protein 106. NCBI's taxonomy places the organism in Eukaryota, Metazoa, Arthropoda, Insecta, Diptera, Drosophilidae. The record is from RefSeq and is a predicted model, not a curated record. Gene Ontology annotation, molecular function: RNA binding; protein binding.